GAAGGCCACAGUCAGUAGUACCGCUUCGCCAGAAGCGAAGUUGGUCGAAUUUCCUAUAUAUUAAUAAAUGUUAAUGUGUACAUGUUAAUUCGUGCGAGUUGUGCCGUUAUUAAAAAAGACGGUAUUGGCACUAAACAAAUUCAAUACUCGUUGGUAACCAUCAAAUUACAAUUGUAAAACUCUCUCCAUAUUAAUGAAACCGACGCUUUGCUCUUUCUUGAUACUGCGACAGUACAUAUCGAGCAUUGGGUGUGACGGAUUUAUCUCGUGCUGUGAAUUGCGUAGUGCUUUUAGUGUCUUGAACAACAGCGGCAUUUGUUCAAGCUGUUCGCAUUUCCUCUAAACGAGUGAAUUAUUUAAAUUAUUAUUGAAAUCGUGUAUGGUGCCUCUUUGCAAAAAUAAGAAAAAAAGGAUCGUAUAGUUUUUUGCUCCGCCAUUGUACGCUGCCGCAACAUCGCGAAGGGAGCCGCUCGCCUCGUUCUUCCAAUAUUCUGCUCCGAAAUAAAUUCGCAACGGUUUUUAAUGUAAAGCGGUGUGUGUCCCCAAACUGAAUAACGACGGUUAAGGAUCAAAGGAAAAUGAUGCUGCUGUCCACCUUUGCAACGUGAUGCACGCCACCAAUUGGAUAAAAAAAUUCUGGAUUGAAUUUUUUGAAUAUGAAAACAAUUUAUUGAGAAUAAUCGAUGGAAAAGUGGCAUCCAAAAAAGUAAUGGAUGAAUGGGAUUGAGUCGAUUUAAGGGAAGUUUGUGGUGUGGGUGCAGUGGGCACAGGUGGGAGCCUCUGGAUGUCGAGGCGGCAGCAGAAUUUGCAACGUCAGUGGCAGUGAUGGCCCCUGCUCUGACGGAAGGCGGUCCUCAAAAGCCUGAAAAUUUACUUCCCACAUUGCCAGUUGGAUUUCUAUCACCAAAACAGGCCUCGGAUAUUUGUAAUAAUCGUGAGGUACUAGCAAAAUUUGUUGUCUCAGCUAAUGUGAAACCAACAAAAAUUGAUGACCAGUUUCUUCUUGGUAUAUCCAAGGAUUUGAUUCGUGAUGUCAUCAAUUCCAAAUAUGCGCACAGUUUUGAUAAUUUAUCUGGAUUUGAUAAUGAAUCUAAUAACUUAAUUUCUGAGAAGAAUUUGAAUUUUGAAUUAAAAGACGUUGAUAAACGACGUAAACAACAACGAUCAUUGAUCGUAAAGAAUAGUGAGACAGAUAUUAUAAUGAACGACCCAUCUAUGGGUGAUCAAACGGAUAAUAUGUGUUUUUUGAAAUCAAAUGUGGACGUGCCUUUAACGGACUCUGCUGUUGAUGAUUGUGAUGAUAAUAAAGCGCUCGAUGAGGUUGAUGAAAUCAUGGGUUUUGCCGAUAAAAUACAAGUCGAUCCAAAUGUAUCGAAUGUCGGUGAUAUUGGACAAAAUGUUGAAGAAAUAUUACAAGUGAUUAAAUCAAUGGAGGGAGCUGAUAAUGUUGGUGUUGUUAAUAGUGAAUUAUCAGCACAUCAAAGUACAAAUGAUGGUGUUGUUGAAAUGUUUCCCGGUUCAGAGAUAUUUCCAUCGUUUGAACAAAAUUUACUUGAUGAAGAUUUUGUUGGUUUAUGUACUGAUUAUGUUAAUCCAACAGAGGAUAUUGAACAAGUGAAAGUUGAAAAUUUAAAACCACAUGAAGAUUUAGUUGUACAAAAUCAAUAUGAAAAUGAAAGGCGAUGUGCAUUUUUAAUGAGACGACUACGUAAAUUACAAGCUCGACUUGUUGGUAGGCAUGUGGCUGAGGAGAAUACAGGUGUACUUGAACUCGCUCAUAAUGGUGUUAAACAAUAUUUUUUUCAAGAAUUAUCGGGUAUUAGUUCGAAAACCGCUGCAAAAAGUAGUCCGGAAGUGAAUAGUAGUUUGAGUAAUUUUUUGGAAAAUAUUGAAAAAACAUGUGUGGCUCAAAGUAGCAGUGUUAGUAGACAACGUGUGUGUUGCCGGUAUUUUGGUGCCGGUUCAAGGGAUAAUACAAAUACUGGAACUGGUAGUACAAGUCGACAUCCUGCCUUUGCUGCAUCGCAAAUUAAUAUUAAAGGCGAAGAAGUUGAAAGUGUUGCUGGACCAUUGGUAUCACAUUUACAUUUAUUGGAAUCAAAUUUAGAUUCAGAUUGUACUGCCUCAAGUAGUGGGGGUGAAAGUUGUGAUGAGAUGCAGACAUUUAAUAAUCUACACCAACAACAAUUGUCCAUAUCAAAACGGGCAGCUUGGCGAUUUGCUCAAGACCGUGCAAGUAUUGCAUCACGAUGGACCUGGUUACAAGCGCAAAUAUCGGAUCUGGAAUAUAGAAUUCGUCAGCACAAUGAUCUGCAACGUCAUAUCAGGGCGACGAAGGGCUUGGUUAUACUUGAUAAUGCCGAAACUGUUAAUGGUUACAGUGGUGUAUUGCCAGGAUCCACAGGACGUUACAAUAAUCCUGAUGGUGGAAAUAGUGUUGGUGGUGUUGGUACAACUGGUGAAUCAUCGUCAAGUCGUACCAGGCCGUUUGUCUGGUCAAUUUAUAAAAAACGAAAAUUACUUCAAGUCGAUAGGCUACAUGAAGUAUCAAAACGUGCAGCAAAAGCAUCCACAAUACGUUGUGGUUGCGAUCAUGUACUGCCCUCGUGUGCACUUUGCACCGGGAGACUCGAUCCAACACAACCCCAAGAGCCACUUGAACAACUUUCUGUCCAAGAGCGUGUCGCACUCGUCGAUCCUGGCUUCCAUCCGGUCUUAUCCUUCCCGGAUGAUACUUUGCAAGGAACUCAUUUGGAAGCAAUAAUGAAGUCAGUUGAUUGGCAGCAAAAAAUGUUACGGGGUAAUGUUCGAAUGUCAAAAAUCAAGGAUAAGGAUGCAAGCGAAAAGAGAAGUAAAAAAAUUGUUGAGCACAGAACAAAAUAUACAUCACGAUUGAAGAAAUCAACUUCCAGUAUUGUCACAUCAAGAAUUAAGAGAAAAGUACUAAAAGGAAAGAGAAGUAGACUUAAUCGUGAGAGAAAUGUACAUGGUCUUAAAAAACGUGUUCCAAAAUUGACGCAAGUUGAUGAUGACGAGGAAAUGAGCGCACUAUCGAGCUCGAGUAAACAUUCAUCACCAGUGCCUUCUCCAUUACAACACAUUGCAGCUUCCUCUGAGAAAAAUUCUUCAAUUAAAGAAAAAACAUCCAGCUCGCAUGGACGAUUAAGACAAAAUUCCUACGACAUUGACAAUAUUGUCAUACCCUACAGUGUCGCUGCCUCUACAAGACUGGAAAAAUUACAGUACAAGGAAAUUUUAACACCAAAAUGGAGGCUGUGCGACGAACCCAUAAAAAUCGAUGUCAAAAAUGGUGUCAUGCAUAGGCCUAGUCAAGAUAGCGAUUUUGAAGAUGUUUCGGACGAAGCAAUUGUAUUGAGACACGGACGAAGCGAAAAGGAAGAAUACAAGCGUUUUAUGACAUUUGCAAAUCCCCCGUAUCAAUCGCGAAUUCGACAUAAUCGACGAACAGACAGCAGAGCAGACAGUGGCGCAAAUACACCAGAUCCAAUGUCACCUCAUGCGAGUGAUUUUGGUGGAGAUACGACAUCACCAAUUACAUCACCUCCCGCGACACCGUCAAAUAGUCACGAUGCGGAACAUCAGGUUGAUGUAAAUCGUCCUCCAGCUUUGCAACAUGUUUUGCGACGUCGAACAAUCUCGUCAUUGAGAUUUACAAGAGAAGAUCGAGAGAAGGAUAAAGAGAAGGAAACUUCGACGUCGUUACCUGAUGAAGAAAGAGAAAAAGAGGUUCCACCAUAUGAACCGAGAAUUUUUCCACUACCUGAAGAUGUUUAUGAUAAAAUGUUGGAAGUAAUGCCCGAAGGCCACUGGCAAGCUUCCUCGGCGUCUGUAUGCUCCCGAGAGGAAGACAAAAUCGAUAAUUUAAUGGAUUUGGAUUCACCGGAAUCGGAUUCAACAGAAUCGGCAUAUUGCGAAAUAGAGGGAGAAGAUCCAAAUGAUCCCGAAUGGACAGUUGCGGACGAUCGAAAUACCGAAAAGGAAAGAAUACGUCCGACUGCUAAAAGAUAGGAAAAAAUUAUUUUCAAUUGCAGAUUAUUAUUCGUCAUUUAUUAUAUUGAAAAAUGAAAAAAAAAAUGCGAAUGUCAACCUGUCAAUUGUUGAAAUAUUUACUUGUCGGUCAAAUGACAUGCAACCUAAUUUUUUUUCUCUUUUUUUUGUUAAAAAAAGAAGGUUGCGAAUCUGUAAAGUGUAUUAUAUUAUUAUAUUAUAAAUUUUAUAUCUUCAUUAUGCUUCUUAUAUUAAUGGAAAAAACCUCGUUUGCGUGUGUGACUACUCUGGCCAAAGCAUACAAAAAGCUAGAUUUAAAAAAGCGGUACACUUUUACUUACCAUUUUUACAGAAAAAAGAAAACACUUCGCUUCUCUGAUCGUUUCAAGUAAUUUGUAAAAGAAAAAGAAAAAAAAACACAAUAAUCAAUUGUUUGAGCGCUAGAAUCUCACAAUUUUUUUUUUUUUUUUUUUUUUUUUUACCAAAAAUAAACUGUAUUUAUAUUUUUAAAAAAAAUUCACUAAAAAUAAAAGUGCCAAUUGAAAUUUUGUUACUUUUUUUUUUUUUUCUUCUUUUGUGUAUUUCUUUAAACUGUAACGCCAUUGGCGUUGGUAAGUGAUUAUUUUUUUUAGAAUCUAGUUUUUUUUAAGGAUGAAUUUUAAAGAUCCUUUUUUCGCAUUUCAUUGCGCUUCAUCACAUGUAUGUACGUAAAAUAAUAUAAGUGUAAACCGAAUGUAUCAUGUAAUAAGUUAUUCAUGAUCUGCAGAUCCUCUUGUUUUUAUUCAUUUUUUUUUUUUUAACAAGGUGUCGAUGUAUAAAAUUUUUAUGUAUUAUACGUGAUACGCCAUUACGUACUAGGAGUUUUUUUUCAAAAAAAACUGUCCUCUUUCUCGUUAAUGAUUUCUUUGUAUAAAAAAUUGUAUUUUUACUAAAAAAAAAAAAAAAAAUUUCAAAAAAUGAGAAACAAUUUAUCUUGACAGUAUUAACAGAAAGUGAUUUAAAGAAAAAAAAAAAUUGUUACGUAUAACAAGAAAAAAAAUUUUCACAACAGAAAUACGAAACAAAAUAAUUUUGUGUGCGACAGUGUCUGAGUCUGAAAGUGAGAAAAUGAUUUUUAAAAAAAUUAUAAUUUCUAAAAAAUUAAAAAAAAAAUUUGCCGCGUAUUUGUGCGAGUGUUGUAGAAAAAAAGAAAUCAUUUUGCACCAAUUAAACUAUAGCUUUACGAUGUUAACGUUUUGCAAACACUAUUUACGAUCAAGAGGACGAAAUUAUUCAAAUUAAGUGUGAGAGUCGAGUCUAGACAUUAAUAUUAUUAUUAUUAUUAUUAUUAUCGUGCUGUUGACACGAAUUAAGUUCAUCGGUUUCAUCAGAUUACAUCCAAUAGUACACUGUAAGGCGAAGCACAUAAAUUGAGAUUUUACCAAAGUUGUAAAAAAACAAAAAAACAAAAAAACAAAAAAAAAAAAAAGAAAACUCGCUUGGGUACUUCAUUGUAAUGUUUGAAGCAUGUUACCUUCAACGUUCUGUGAUACUAUAUUUAAAAAAAAAGUCCUGAAUAAAACAGAAAACGAAUUCACUAAGUUUAA
Leptopilina boulardi is the source of this 5594-nucleotide messenger RNA. RefSeq names its product KAT8 regulatory NSL complex subunit 1 (gene nsl1). Gene Ontology annotation, cellular component: NSL complex. The transcript is spliced from 12 exons. Bases 718 to 4029 code for a protein of 1103 amino acids. Gene Ontology annotation, molecular function: histone acetyltransferase binding. The record is from RefSeq and is a predicted model, not a curated record. Lineage: Eukaryota; Metazoa; Arthropoda; Insecta; Hymenoptera; Figitidae.